UUGCUGGCCGGUGCUGUGCCUCCGCACGUUUGGAAGUUAGGUGUUGGAGGGGCCUGGUCCGGUUACAGCUCUUGCCCCUUUUUCUACCAGCCCUUCCUCCAGGUCUGUCCACACUUUGCAGCGUCCCUUCCCCACCCGGGCCGCCGCUGGAACUCACGAAGUACUCUUAAAGAAGAGGCCCUCAGAAGGUUCUCUUAAGAAGAUAAAGAAAGUAGUGGAAACGAGUCUCCUGAGCUUUUCUGGCCCUAAAUGGCUGCAGAAUCAAGGAAGUCUUUAGCCCCAUCCCCACCAGACCAGGGUCCUGAAGAGGACCUUGUAAUUAUCAAGGUAGAGGAAGAUCAUGGUUGGGACCAGGAAUCAAGUCUACAUGAAAAUAACCCUCCUGGCCAAGAGCUGUUCCGCCUGCGUUUCAGGAAGUUAUGCUACCAAGAGACACUAGGACCCCGAGAAGCUCUGAUCCAACUCCGAGCACUUUGCCAUCAGUGGCUGAGGCCAGAUUUGAACACCAAGGAGCAGAUCCUGGAGCUGCUGGUGCUGGAGCAGUUCUUGACCAUCCUGCCCGAGGAGCUCCAGACUCUGGUUAAGGAACAUCAGCUAGAGAAUGGAGAGGAGGUGGUGACUCUACUGGAGGAUUUGGAAAGGCAAAUUGAUAUACUAGGACGGCCAGUCCCUGCUCGUGCACAUGGACAUAGGGUACUCUGGGAGGAGGUCGUGCAUUCCAAAUCUGCACCAGAGCCUCCAGAUACUCAGCUCCAACCUGUGGCAACCCAGCACAAAUCUCCAGUGCUCCAAGGGCCACAAGACAGAGCCAUAUCUGCUUCACAGAGUCCUACCCCUUCCCAGAAAGGAAGUCCUCGAGACCAGGAGAUGACAGCUACACUUCUUACAGCAGGGUUCCAGACUUUGGAGAAGAUUGAAGACAUGGCUGUGUCCCUAAUUCGAGAGGAAUGGCUUCUUGAUUCAUCACAGAAGGAUCUGAGUAGAGAUAACAGGCCAGAGAAUUACAGAAACAUGUUCUCCCUGGGUGGUGAGACCAGGAAUGAGAACAGGGAAUUAGCUUCAAAACAGGUAAUAUCUACUGGAAUCCAACCACAUGGAGAGACAGCUGCCAAAUGCAACGGGGAUGUUAUCGGGGGUCUUGAGCAUGGAGAAGCCCGAGACCUUCUGGGCACAAUAGAGAGGCAGCGGGGAAAUCCCACCCAAGAGAGACGACAUAAAUGUGAUGAAUGUGGGAAGAGCUUUGCUCAGAGUUCAGGUCUUGUUCGCCACUGGAGAAUCCACACUGGGGAGAAACCCUAUCAGUGUAAUGUGUGUGGUAAAGCCUUCAGUUACAGGUCAGCCCUUCUUUCCCAUCAGGAUAUCCACAACAAAGUAAAACGCUACCACUGUAAGGAGUGUGGUAAAGCCUUCAGUCAAAACACAGGCCUGAUCCUGCACCAGAGAAUCCAUACUGGGGAGAAGCCAUAUCAGUGCAAUCAGUGUGGGAAGGCUUUCAGUCAGAGUGCGGGCCUUAUUCUGCACCAGAGAAUCCACAGUGGGGAGAGACCCUAUGAAUGUAAUGAGUGUGGGAAAGCUUUCAGUCAUAGCUCACACCUCAUCGGACAUCAGAGAAUCCACACUGGGGAGAAGCCCUAUGAGUGUGAUGAGUGUGGGAAAACCUUCAGGCGGAGCUCACAUCUUAUUGGCCAUCAGAGAAGCCACACUGGGGAGAAACCCUACAAAUGCAAUGAGUGUGGGAGGGCCUUCAGUCAAAAGUCAGGCCUUAUUGAACAUCAGAGAAUCCACACUGGAGAAAGACCCUAUAAAUGUAAAGAAUGUGGGAAAGCUUUCAAUGGGAACACUGGCCUCAUUCAGCAUCUGAGAAUUCACACAGGGGAGAAGCCCUAUCAAUGUAAUGAGUGUGGGAAAGCCUUUAUUCAGAGGUCAAGUCUCAUUCGACAUCAGAGAAUCCACAAAGAAAGAUGGUAUAAAUGCAGUGAGUGUGGAAAGAAGUUUGCCCAGAGCUCAAGCCUUGUUCGACAUCGGAGAGUCCACACCGGAGAGAAACCCUAUGAGUGUGAUCACUGUGGAAAAGCCUUCAGUGCACGCUCAACCCUCACUGUGCAUGAAAGAAUCCACACUGGUGAGAAACCCUAUACUUGUAAUGAGUGUAGGAAAGCAUUCAGUGUGAGGGCGCACCUGAUUAUACAUCAGAGAAUCCACAAUGGAGAGAAACCCUAUGAAUGUAAUGAAUGUGGCAGAGCAUUCAGUGUGAGCUCAGACCUCAUCAAACAUCAGAGAAUCCACUCUGGUGAGAAACCUUAUGAGUGUGAUGAGUGUGGGAAAGCCUUCAGCGUGAGCUCAGACCUCAUCAAACAGCAGAGAAUCCACACAGGAGAGAAGCCGUAUGAGUGUAAGGAGUGUGGGAAGGCCUUCUAUGUGAACUCAGCCCUUAUUAAUCACCAGAGGAUUCAUUCUGGAGAAAAGCCCUAUAAGUGUGGAGAAUGCAGGAAAGCAUUCAGCCAGAUCUCAACUCUUAUUCUUCAUCAGAGAAUCCAUACUGGAGAGAAACCAUACGAGUGUGACGAGUGUGGGAAAGCAUUCCAUGGGAGCUCUAAUCUUACUAAACACCAGAAAAUACAUGCCAAAGGAAAUCUCAUUGAACAUAAGCAAAUUCAUUUUGGACAGGAGCCUUAUCUAUGUCACGAAUGUGGCAAAGCCUUUAAGUUCUCUGAUAGCCUUGCUAAACAUCAGAGAAUCCACACUGAAGAGAAAACUUACUGACACAAAUGUAAGGAGUGUGGAAAGGCCUUUGCUCAGAGCUCAGGGCUUGUUCGACAUUGGAGAAUUCACACUGGAGAGAAACCUUAUAAAUGCAAUCAAUGUGGAAAAGCCGUCAGUUAUAAAUCAGCCCUUCUUUCACACCAGGAAAUUCAUAAUAAAAUAAAACGCUAUCAGUGUAAUGAAUGUGGGAAAGCCUUCAGUCAAAACACAGGCCUGGUUCUUCAUCAGAGGAUCCAUACUGGGAAAAGACCUUAUGGAUGUAAAGAGUGUGGUAAAUCCUUUAGUCAAAGUUCACACCUUAUUGGACAUCUGAGGAUCCAUACUGGAGAGAAACCCUUCAAAUGUAAUGAGUGCGAGAGGGCCUUCACUCAGAGGUCAGGACUCAUGGAACAUCAGAGAAGUCACACUGGAGAGAAACCGUAUAUGUGUAAGGAAUGUGGGAAAGCUUUCCGAGGGAGCACCAGCCUUACUCAGCACCUGAGGAUCCACACUGGGGAGAAGCCCUAUCAGUGUGAGGAAUGUGGACGAGCCUUCAUUCAGAGGUCAAGCCUUGUUCGUCAUCAGAGGAUCCACAGAGGGCAGAAGUCUGUUUCUGUAUCCUAAUUGUAAGAAGGCCUUUAAUCAUAAAUCAGGCCUUACUGAACACUUUAGAAAGCUAUGCUGAAUACAGACCCAAUCACUGUGUAAUAAAUUCAAGACAUUAGGGAUGUGGUGUCUCCAUUGUUAUUCUAAGUAGUCAAACUAGAAGAGAUUCUGAUAUCAUCCAACAGAUUGAAAGAAGCUGGUAGCUUGUCACUGGAGCAGACCAUUCACAUUUUGGCCUGAGUCUGUUGUGGAUGCUGCUAUUUCUUUCUCGCAUUCUUUUGGUCCUUCUCCUUUGUGGUCCUUCAGCACUUUUGCUCCUUGAAGUCACUACCGUCACAUACCCUGAAUAACCUGAUGAUACAGUGGCUCUCAGAUUUUGAACAGAAGACCACUGAGACUGUUAGUGUGCAUACCAUGCAAAGGAGAACUUAGCAGGAUGAACAGGGAAAGUGAUGCUGUUGUUAACGUUAUAUAAUGAGGGGUAAGCUAGGUAAGUUACACUUAAAAGUGACUACUCAACGACACAGCUUGCUGUUUUGUUUGCCUUCUCUUCACCCUGUUGGUGAGGGAGGAAGUCCUACCCUAGGAUUUGGAAGAUGGCCAAACACAUGACACGCAACAGUGGACAGAUGGGAUUGACAGCAGUUAAUUAGCCGCUUAUACUCAUAGCCUAGGGGAGGAGGGCCACUUGGGAGCAGAGUGAACAAAUAGGAGCUUUGGGAUACAGGCUUUAUAGUAAUAAGAUGGGGUGAUGUCUGGUUUCCUUGGGAGGAUGUGAUUGACUUGUUUGAAUAAUUUCAUGGGCAGGCAAGGGGGUGAAACCCAGUAGGUUGAGGAGUGUAGCUAGUCCAGCUGAUGGGGAACGAGCCAAGUGGGGUCACUUCCUGCUGGGUGGGAGGCAUAUCUAGCAAGAGCAGAGGAACCGAUGAUUAGGCUUUUGGGUCCCUGUGAGGCUCAAAGAUGUCAAGGCAGCACAGGAAGUUUUAGGCCUUGCUGCUCACUUUGUCAACUUAGAAAAAAGACAUAGUUUUUAGGAAAGAGUUAUAAUGUAUAUCU
Eubalaena glacialis (North Atlantic right whale) is the source of this 4404-nucleotide messenger RNA. Its product is annotated as zinc finger protein with KRAB and SCAN domains 8-like. Gene Ontology annotation, biological process: regulation of transcription by RNA polymerase II; central nervous system development. The record is from RefSeq and is a predicted model, not a curated record. Lineage: Eukaryota; Metazoa; Chordata; Mammalia; Artiodactyla; Balaenidae. Gene Ontology annotation, cellular component: nucleus. Gene Ontology annotation, molecular function: DNA-binding transcription factor activity, RNA polymerase II-specific; RNA polymerase II cis-regulatory region sequence-specific DNA binding. The transcript is spliced from 9 exons.